AUGGUUGUCGCCGGUACAAUUUCACGCGUUCAAAGGAUGAUUGAUCGCGUUAUAACCCCUGAACAGAGAUCCCAGUCCUAUGGGAUCGUCUCCGAGUUCUUUCAGGAACAACCUCUUAUUGCUACAUUCCUCCUCGCAACCCUGAGCAUCUCUCUUGUGCCUCUCUUCCUCUUUACAACAUUCACCCUCUCGGUCCUCGCGUUCUCCUUUAUCUCUGCUAUCCUCUUCUCUUUCUUCUGGAUCGGAAUUGCUUUGCUCUUACUUGUGCCAACUCUCUUCGUUACUUGCGGAUUGGGAAUCGUGGUGUGGGUAUGGGCUGUUAGUUCAUGGGUUCUGGCAAGAUGGCUCUAUGAAUUUGUGCCUGCGAGUAAUGGGGCGGGAGAAUUGAGAUUUCCGAACGGGAAGAGAAUGGUGGUUAAGAAGGAGGAGGGGGAGGUGCCAAGAGCGGAAAUUAGAAAUGGGAUUUGACUGCGCGAUGCUAUGAACGUAGAGAAUGAAGAUGGGACGCGGGGUUGGGAGAAAGGGUGGUAAAUAGGUAAUCAGGCGGACUUGGAGUGGCGGAGUACAUUGGCUGUAAGACUAGAAACUUGGGAUCAUGGUAAGGGAUAGAUGGAUGGGGCGAACGGGUUACAUAUAAAUGGCAUAUUUGGGACAUUUUUAUUCAACGCAACACGGAUGAGGUUCUUUCAGUCAAUUUCUCCUGGAAUUGUUUCUUUUGCAUUGUUUCUCAUCUUCUUCUUUAGCCUGCAAGAGCUGUUGACUUCUGCCCAAAGGAUCGAAAGCAAGAUCUACAUGCCAGUGCAAAGGACGAUGUGUCUAUAUGAAUUCAUAGAAAAAGAAUGUUCGCUACUCCCUCGCAUUGAUUCCUGAACAUCGUCCAUCAGAUCGAUUUCCUCUCAUGUUAUCCUUCUUUGUAAAGAAAGUCGGAAAGUAGGAUAGCAAAACGGAUCAAAUUUGUGUAUAAAGAAAAACGUACAGGAAAUAAAUUGUAUAGAUAGAAAAAGAUAUAGAUCGAAGCACGGAA
Molecule: messenger RNA, 1024 nt
Organism: Botrytis porri
Lineage: Eukaryota; Fungi; Ascomycota; Leotiomycetes; Helotiales; Sclerotiniaceae
Exons: 2
Coding region: 1-468 (155 amino acids)
Source: RefSeq, a predicted model, not a curated record